Molecule: messenger RNA, 1035 nt
Organism: Lacerta agilis (Sand lizard)
Lineage: Eukaryota; Metazoa; Chordata; Lepidosauria; Squamata; Lacertidae
Product: TBC1 domain family member 20-like
Exons: 5
Coding region: 1-867 (288 amino acids)
Biological process (GO): endoplasmic reticulum to Golgi vesicle-mediated transport; positive regulation of GTPase activity
Cellular component (GO): endoplasmic reticulum membrane
Molecular function (GO): GTPase activator activity
Source: RefSeq, a predicted model, not a curated record
AUGCACGAGGAGCAGCGCCAGGCCCUCCAGGAGCAGCUGACCGAUGUCAUCCUCCACGUCCUGAAGACCCACCCGGAGCUGCACUAUUACCAGGGCUACCACGACAUCGCUGUGACCCUGCUGCUGGUCUCUGGCGAGCGCAUGGCCGUUGCUCUGCUGGAGAGGCUCUCGACGCUUCAUCUCAGGGACUUUAUGGACCCCACAAUGGACAGCACCAAGCACAUCCUCAAUUACCUCAUGCCUAUUCUGCAGCAGGAGAGCCCUCGACUCCAUGACUUCAUGCAAAGAGCUGAGGUGGGGACCAUCUUCGCCCUGAGCUGGCUGAUCACCUGGUACGGCCACGUCCUUGCCAACUUCCAGCACAUCCUUCGCCUCUAUGAUUUCUUCCUGGCCUCCCACCCUCUCAUGGCAGUUUACUUUGCCGCUGCGAUUGUCCUCUUCCGCGAAGAGGAGGUGCUGGCCUGUGACUGUGACAUGCCCAGCAUCCACCAGCUCCUGUCCCAGAUCCCUCAGGACCUGCCUUACGAGACCCUCAUCGUCCGUGCCCACCAGCUCUUCCAGCGUCUCCCGCACUCCGAGCUGGCCAAGCAGGCAGCGCUUCAGCUCCAGAAGAGCAUCAGCAUUGGGACUUUCUCAGCCUUCCAGCAGGCUGCUUCGUGCCAACGCCCAGACGCCAUCCUGCGCCAGCAGCGACACUUAACCACCAGCAAGGCAGAGGAGGCGGGCAGGCUCCUCCCUGCAGCCGAGCACAACCCUUUGGUGAAGGCCGCGGUCUGGGGCAUCACAGCCACGCUGGGGGCCGCGGCACUGGCAGUCACGCAGACCGCCCUGGAGUGGGCUCCCGAGUUCCUCCUGCAGCUCUUCUGACCGUGAACGCAAGACGUUGUGCCCAGUGGAACUGGAGGACCGCCUCUUGGGGGCGCCCUAGCUCUGGGUUCCCUGCACUGAGCAAAGGGAUCAACUCAAAGGCCACCCAACUCUAUGAUUCUGACCCAAAGACUCCUGAAUGCUCUGCAGGGCAAAGGGCAGCCAAAA